Cornus florida is the source of this 2625-nucleotide messenger RNA. RefSeq names its product protein DETOXIFICATION 30-like. Gene Ontology annotation, biological process: xenobiotic detoxification by transmembrane export across the plasma membrane. The transcript is spliced from 8 exons. The coding region runs from base 286 to 1809 and encodes 507 amino acids. The record is from RefSeq and is a predicted model, not a curated record. Gene Ontology annotation, cellular component: vacuolar membrane. Lineage: Eukaryota; Viridiplantae; Streptophyta; Magnoliopsida; Cornales; Cornaceae. Gene Ontology annotation, molecular function: xenobiotic transmembrane transporter activity; antiporter activity.
UUUUAACUAGCUAGUAGAUUAAAUCAUUAAAACCCAAGUGCGUAAAUCACAAAGUUCAAUACUUUUAAUAAAUUACAUGAUUUAAUUCUAGGUAGGACUGAUUUUGGAAGAUUAUUAUUUUCCAUUUGUGUAAUUGUUUUACAUGAAUUAAGCACCACUAAUGUUGGAAGAGGAGCAUAUGAAUACUGAUCUGCAUGAAUUAAAAAAAUACAAGAGCCAAAUCUUUUUCUCCCGCACUCUCUCUCUCUCUCUCUCUCUCUCUCUCUCUCUCUCUCUCUCUCUACCAUGGAGAACAAUAAUCAGCCAUUGUCAACAAACCAUCUCCAAGGCCCUGUGAGACCACCAAAUAACUCUUCUGCUUCAUCCUUCACUGAAGGUGCCCAUGACAUACCACCUAUUUCAGGAAUUCAAGUUUUCUUCAGAGAAUUCAUUGUUGAAUCAAGAAAGCUUUGGUACCUCGCCGCUCCGGCCAUCUUCAUAUCCUUGGGUCAGUACUCCCUAAGUUUCAUCACUCAGAUCUUCGCCGGCCACAUUGGAACUCUCGAGCUGGCCGCUGUUUCCGUCCAGAAUUCCAUCAUCACAGGAUUCUCUUUUGGUGUCAUGUUGGGAAUGGGGAGCGCACUAGAGACUCUAUGUGGACAAGCGUUUGGAGCCUCACAACUGGACAUGCUUGGGGUCUACAUGCAGAGGUCAUGGAUCAUCCUCACCACCACAGCCUUUUUCAUUAUGUUCUUCUACAUCUUCGCGGCCCAAUGUCUGAAACUCAUCGGGCAGACUAGGGAGAUAUCUGAGGCGGCAGGGGCUAUGGCGGUGUGGAUGAUUCCACAGCUCUACGCCUACGCAGCCAACUUUCCGAUGGCCAAGUUCUUGCAGGCCCAAAGCAAGAUGAUGGUGAUGGCUGUGAUAACUGGAGUGGCUUUGGUUUUUCACACUCUCUUCAGCUGGCUGUUGAUGCUGAAGUUGCGGUGGGGCCUAAUGGGUGCCGCCGUGGUGCUCAACGCUUCAUGGUGGUUCAUCGUGGUGGCUCAACUCCUUUAUAUAUUUAGUGGAGCCUGUGGUCGAUCAUGGUCCUGGUUUUCAUGGAAGGCAUUUCAGAAUCUCUGGGGUUUUCUGAGGCUAUCUCUUGCAUCCGCAAUAAUGCUUUGCUUAGAAGUGUGGUAUUUUAGUGCACUAAUGCUCUUUGUUGGAUACAUGAAGAAUGCACGAAUUUCAGUGGAUGCUCUGUCUAUAUGCAUAAACAUACAGUUUUGGGUAAUGACCGUGGCACUUGGAUGCAAUGCAGCUAUAAGUGUAAGGGUGUCAAAUGAAUUAGGGGCGGUGCAUCCAAGAACCGCGAAAUUUUCAGUGGUGGUAGCAGUGGUUUCUGCAUUUAUAAUCGGUCUCAUCCCCUCCAUCGUUCUUUUGGUCAGUCGAAGAGUGUACCCUUCCUUGUUCUCCAACAAUGUAGAGGUUCAAGAACUUGUGUAUGAGCUCACACCAUUGCUAGCAAUUUGCAUUGUCAUUAACAGUGUUCAACCUGUUCUCUCUGGUGUGGCUAUUGGAGGUGGAUGGCAAGCUUUUGUUGCUUAUGUAAAUGUUGUGUGCUACUAUGUUUUUGGCAUUCCUAUGGGCCUCAUAAUGGACUACAAACUCAAAAUGGGUGUAAAGGGGAUUUGGUAUGGCAUGCUGAUAGGAACAAUGUUACAAACAUGUGUAUUGUUCUGUAUGGUUUACAGAACCAACUGGAAUAAAGAGGUUUCUAUUACAGAAAAGAGAAUAAAACAAUGGGGAGGAGAACCGAUCGUCAGAAAAAAUGAUGUGGAGAAUUAAUCAACUAAACUCAAUAAUAAUAUGAAAUUACAAGUACAAGUUUGCAGAUGUCGAAAAAAUUCAAUUGCAGAGAGGAGAAAGCAACAAUUUUUCCACUGCAACAAAUUUUUACUCAAGUGCAUCACAUUGUCAUCUGAUAGUAAAAUCUAAGUUUGAAAAAACUCGAAAUUUCUACAAGUGUACAGAGACUUUCACUCAAGUGCAUCACACUUGUCAUCAGGUAAUAAAAGCUACUUUGAAAAAGCUUAUGCCAACUACCGAAAAAAAUAUAUAUCAUUACAGUAACAAAGCAUUUACCAUAACUACUGAGAGGAGAGGAAGAUUGGAGAAAUGGACAAAUAUUGGGAUUGACCGAAAAUUUAAUAUAGCUAAGGUAAAGUAAAUUUAAUAAUGCAAAUUGAGGCUUUUAUUGUUGGAUUAAUCUAGAAGAUUAGUUUCUAUAAUUUAAAUCAGUUGAAAAAUAAUUUAGAAUAAUGAUAUACUCAAUUUUGACUAGCUCAAAGUCAACUCGUAACGAUGGCGCUAAUUAAAAUCAUUUUCAUUUUUCAAAUUAGGAUUUGAUUUUAUUAUUUUAGGAGUAGAUACUCAAUUUUGAGUACCACUGGCUGUAGCCGCUGUCUCUAUCUACCACUCCUAUUCUACGGAUGGCGGCAGGAUCCCAUGAACCAAUAAUUCUAAGGCAACCCGGAAGUGGCGGCCUAUUCCCUAACUUCCACUUUUCUCUGUCUGACACCAAACAAAAUAAAUUUAUUUUUUUAAAAUUAGGGUUUGAUUUUAUUAUUUUAAGGGUUUUUAGAAUAAUUAUAAUAGUUGGAA